Eucalyptus grandis is the source of this 2257-nucleotide messenger RNA. RefSeq names its product amino acid permease 4. Gene Ontology annotation, cellular component: plasma membrane. The record is from RefSeq and is a predicted model, not a curated record. NCBI's taxonomy places the organism in Eukaryota, Viridiplantae, Streptophyta, Magnoliopsida, Myrtales, Myrtaceae.
AUCAUCUCUUUCCCACCUUCUUCUUCUUCGCAUGUUGCCCCUCCGCUUGCUUCCUUUUCCUCUCUCGACGGAGCCACGUUCCGGCUCAACGGGAGAUGGCGGAGCCGCAUCUGCUUCGGCCGUGCGGCCAAUCGUCGAAGACGGGACGCCCCCGUGUGGGGGCCACAGAGAAAGAGGAAUGGGGCUAUGAUCGGGGCUCGGCGCGCUCUGUGGCUGCAAAGGCGGGGCUGAGCAACGACGUUCGGGCGGGCGGCAGAUUCGAGGGCGUGCUGGAGUUGAGGCGGAUGUGGGACUUCAAACAUGGUUGACAACACUGCCACCAAGACAAACCAAAACCACCACCACCAAGUUGGUGACACCUCCAAUGAAAUGCUUCCACAGAGUGACACCGAAUCUCAGAGUAAACACACAGCCACUAAUUUUGAUUCGGGGACAUUAAGGAUGGUUGACAAUGCUGCCAUCGAGAACAACAAAAACCACCACCACCAAGCUGGUGACAUCUCCAAUGAAAUACUUCCUCAGAGUGACUCUGGAUCUCAGAGUAAACACACACUUUCCAUUGCUUCGGAUUCGAUGGGUGAGAGUGCUGCUACCAAUAACGACCAUAACCACCAGCACCGCCGCCACCAAAUUGGUGACAUGUCCAUUGAAAUGCUUCCUCCGUGUGUCUCCAGACGCUCUGACGACGAAGGCAGCCGCAAAAGAACUGGGAACGUAUGGACGGCCAGUGCAAAUAUAAUAGUAGUGAUGGUAGGAACAGGAGUGCUUUCGCUGGCAUGGGACAUUGCUCAGCUGGGUUGGAUUGCGGGCCCUGCUGUGAUCCUAUUCUUCUCCCUUGUGGGCUACUACACCUCUCGCUUCCUCUCUGAUUGUUACCGCACCGGUGACCCUGACACCGGUGAUCGUAACUCCACUUAUAUGGACUCUGUUCACUCGAUUCUUGGUGGAGCCAAAGUAAAAGCAUGUGGUUUUCUUCAAUAUAUAACCCUAUUCGACGCCAUUAGCUGUAUCGUCGAAGCAUCUCUCUGCAUGAUGGCAAUAAAAUAUAUGAAUUGCUCCCACGAGAGUAACUGGGAGAACCGGUGCUACAUUUUAAGCAAUCCAUAUAUGAUCAUCAUCGCCGUCACAGAGAUUCUGCUGUCCCAGAUUCCAGAUUUCGAUCAAAUAUGGUGGAUUUCUGUUGUGGCUGCUGUCAUGUUCGUCACUUACUUUUUAAUUGGUCUUGGCCUAGGAAUUGCCCAAGUUGUAGAUACUGGAAGUUUCAAGGGUAGUUUUAAAGUAAUAAGCGUUGGAGAUGGGACUGAAACCCAAAAGGUAUGGAGGAUCCUCCGAGCUGUUAGAGGUAUCGCAAAUGCGUACUCAUUUUCUCAGAUCCUCAUUGAAACUCAGGACACCAUCGGAUCUCCGCCAUCAGAAGCAAAGACCAUGAAGAAGGCCAUUUCUCGGAGCACCGCAGUGAUGACGACUAUCUACAUGCUAUGUGGCUGCAUUGGGUAUGCUGCUUUCGGAGAGGCCACUCCAAUAAAUUUUCUGAUGGAAUUGGCUUUUUACAAGCCAUUCUGGCUUCUCGAUAUUUCCAACGCUGCUAUGGUGAUCAAUCUCGUUGGCUACCAAGUAAACAGCCAGCCGAUAUUUGCCUUCGUCGAAAAAUGGGCCGAUCAGAGAUGGCGUGGUAGUGAGCUCAUCGCUAAAGAGAUAAAGAUCCCGGUACCGGGCUUGGGCCAAUACAACAUGAAUCUCUUUAGGCUUGUUUGGAGGACGGUUUUCGUGAUCCUGACCACUGUGAUAUCGAUGCUAGUGCCGUUCGUCUUCAACGAAGUCGUGGAUAUCAUCAGCUUGGGAUUUUGGCCUUUAAUGGUCUAUUUUCCCGUCGAGAUGUAUAUUAGACAGAAACAAAUUCGCAGAUGGAGCACUAAAUGGGUAUACCUGCAAAUGCUGAGCAUGACCUGUCUUGUGAUAUCGAUCAUGGCAACUAUGGGUUCGAUCCCCCAACUUAAGGACGACCUUAAGGCUAAUCGGCCAUUCGGGAUGAGCUACUACUAAAAGUGCAUGGACCUUUGGUUGAUCGACCAUUUCGGAAGAAAAAAUUACUAUCAUGGAAGUUUCAAGUUUCAUUGUUUCGUAUGGAAUUACGAACUCUGUAUCUUCUAUCCACUGCAUAGGAAUAUUUGCUUUUUAUGCAAGUGAUGGUCGCACAUUGUCCUUUUGUUUUAAAAGAAAAAAAAUCUGAAAAUUUGGGUUUAAGUCACCACGUUCA